Messenger RNA from Amyelois transitella, 5262 nucleotides. Its product is annotated as cell adhesion molecule Dscam2-like. Lineage: Eukaryota; Metazoa; Arthropoda; Insecta; Lepidoptera; Pyralidae. The transcript has 35 exons. The record is from RefSeq and is a predicted model, not a curated record. Gene Ontology annotation, molecular function: protein binding. Bases 1 to 5262 code for a protein of 1753 amino acids.
AUGUCCCCGGCCGCGCGGCUGGCCGGCUGUCUGCUGCUGCUUCUAGCCGCUGCUCAGGGCGGCGGCGGCGGCGGCGGCAGUGCUCCGCGGCUGGUGAGCGAGCCGCCGGCGCUGGUGCGGCACAGCGCGGCGGCGGGCGCGCGGCUGCGCUGCGUGGCGGCCGGCGACCCCGCGCCGCUCGUCACGUGGCUCGACGAGGACGGCACGCCGGUGGCCGACUCGCCACAUCAUAGACGUGUGUACCCGAACGGCACCCUGGAGGUGCUGCCGGCGGCGGCGGGCGGCGCCGGCGUCGUGCGGUGCCGCGCCGCCAACGCGCUCGGCGUGGCGCUCUCCCGGGACGUCGUGCUCGAGACAGUGGCGGACGAGCCGUGGGAAGCGGUGGCGUCCGCGAGCCCGGUGCAGGCGGGCGGCGUGGCGGCCGUCACGUGCCGCGCGUCCGCCGCCGGCGCCGCGCCGCUCGUGCGCCCCGCCGUGUGGUACCGCGGCGGACAGGUGCUCAAUGUGGACCCGCCUUCACCAGAGUCCCGAUACGUAGCAUUCGGUGACACGCUGCUGAUCCGCGCCGCCGCUGGCCACGACGCCGGCGCGUACGCCUGCCUGGCGCGCCACUCGCUCACCGCCGUCACCAAGCGGAGCCAACCUGCCAUUCUUACAGUUACCACGGGAGGUUCGACGUCAGCCCCGCGGCUGGCGGCGCCGGGCGAGGUGUCGGUGCCGGCCGGCGCCGACUUCUGCCUGCCCUGCGCGGCGCCCGACCAUCCGCAGCCACACUACACUUGGUACCGCGAGCUGCACGGUCGCUUGUCUCCGGUAGAGCCGUCUCCUUCCAUCUGGGAAUGGGGCGGCGGCGCGGCGCUGUGCUUCCGGCGCGCGCGCAGGCAACUCAGCGGCGCGUGGCUCUGCAAGGCCUACAACGUGUUCGGCGACGCUACGGCACAGCUGCGGCUUAACGUUGAAGACGCACUUACUGUUACCGUUGCCCCGACUCUUGUGGUAGCCGACACAGGCAGUACGGUGCGCCUGAGCUGCAACGCCAGCGACCCAUCGGCGUCGCUGAGCUGGCUGCACGACGGCGUGGCGGCGGGCGCGGGCGCCGAGCUCGUGCUGCGCGGACUGGCGCGUGCGCACCGCGGCCUGUACCAGUGCGUGGCGCGGAGACAGCGGGACAGCGCGCAGGCCGCUGCUGAAGUCAGGCUUGGAGAUUCCCCGCCGGAGCUGCACUACACGUUCAUCGAGCAGGCGCUGCGCGCGGGCGGCGGCGUGUCGCUGCGCUGCGCCGCGGCCGGCUCGCCGCCGCCGCGCCUGGCCUGGGCGCUCGACUCGCAGCCCCUAGAUCAGUACCAUCGGCACAGGUAUUUCAUCAGUGAGGAGACCUCAGUGAAUGGCGACGUGGUUUCGGUGCUCAACAUCAGCUCGGCCUCGCCUGAAGAUGGCGGUCGCUACACGUGCCGAGCUUCCAACUCAAAAGGGCAUCACGAACAUUCCGCUAGACUCAAUAUAUACGGCCCACCUUCGAUCCGCGCCCUGGGGCCAGUGCGCGUGGUGGCGGGCGCUAACGCCACGGUCUUCUGCCCGUACGCCGGAUAUCCGAUCAGUUCAAUCUCGUGGUGGGCGCGGGGAGCGGGGCGGGCGGUGGGCGGCGCGGGGCGGGUGGCGGCGCGCGGCGCGGAGCUGCGCCUGACGCCCGCGCUGCCCGCCGACGCCGGACACUACGCCUGCGCCGUCGCCGCGCCCGACGGCAGCGCCGCGAGGAGAGACAUCGAGAUACAAGUCAGAAAUCCACCAAAAAUUUCGCCAUUUAUCUUCUCAUCCGAGCUGACCGAAGGCAGUUCUGUACAAGUUCUUUGCGGAGUCUCGUCCGGUGAUAAACCAAUGUACUUUUCUUGGCUCAAGGACGACGCGCCUUUACCUCCAAACUUACAGAUCGAAGAAAAGAGUUUGAACGAAUUCUCUCUACUGAUGUUUUCGGACCUGUCAGCCAGGCACAGCGGCCGCUACACGUGCCGGGUCUCCAAUCAUGCUGCUACCGUCAACUACACCGCCACACUUAGUGUCAAAGUUGCGCCGGCUUGGGUUUCAGAGCCCACUGAUACAGCUGUGUUGUUAGGCGCGACGAUCGCCGUGGACUGCGUUGCUAAGGGGUAUCCACAGCCCACUGUCCAAUGGUACAGACGUCUUGGAGAAGGGGCUAGCCUUAACCAUGAGAGUAGUGACCAAUGGGAAGCUAUUCGAGGCUCUGAGUGGGGAGAGGCUCCGCAGAGCCUGCGGGGCAACAAUGGCACGCUUUACAGUACGGCUGCGGCGCGGGCGCACCAGGGCAGCUACCGGUGCGUCGCGGACAAUGGCGUCGGCCCGCCGCUGGUUAAACACGUCAAUCUAACAGUCCACGAACCAGCUCACUUUGACGAGUCGGUGGGCACGAACGUGAGCUGCGUGCGCGGGCGCAGCGUAACAAUGACUUGCCACGCGCUCGGCGACGCGCCGCUCACGCUUCACUGGACACACCGCGGAGUCCGACUUGAUCUUAAUUCGUACCGGUGGACAGUAUCCGAGGUUCGCACAGCCGACGGUCUCCGCUCGGCGCUGCAGCUGCGCGCGGCGGAGCGCGGGGACGGCGGCGAGUACCGCUGCCACGCCGCCAACCAGUUCGGCCGCAGCGAGCUGCUCAUGUACCUCAGUGUCGAAGAGCCUCCAGAAGCCCCAAAAGCGCUACACUUGGGCGGUGUAAGUUCACGUUGGGUGCGAGUGACGUGGCAGGCACCACGGGCGGCGCGGGCGCUUCAUUAUACUGCAUUGGUCACACCACUUCAUGCUUUGCGAGCCACUGACACCAGUCACACAGCACCCGUCAACUUGACGGUCGAGCCUAUAUCUAAUGAACGGCCACACGAUUCAGCCCCGCAGACCCUCGCGGCGCGCGUGGAGUCGCUGCGGCCGGCCGCCGCGUACUCGCUGCGACUCGCCGCCACCAACCAUGUGGGCCAGUCUCCCGCCUCUGACCCACUGCUUUUUACAACGCUUGAUGAAGCUCCAUUAGUUCCGCCGCAGAACGUGCGUGUGAGACCAGCCAGUUCUGGAGAAUUACACAUAUCAUGGUCGGCUCCACCACAAGAAAAUUGGAAUGGCGAGUUGUUGGGCUAUGUGAUAUCUUGGCGGGAACUCAGUCGCGAAGGAGAUCGGUCAGUCGUUGAAGAUGGUAUGAGUCGCAAGGGUAUGGCGAUGUGCCACGGCUGGGGCAGCACGGAGUUCACGGUGACAGGAUUGCGGGCAUUCGCUCGGUACGCAUUAACGCUGAGAGCGUACAACCGCGCCGGAGCGUCGCCGCACUCACCAGCAGUAUACGCUACAACGGCUGAUGGAGUACCGGAGGAGUCACCGAGCUCCGUAGUAUGUGAGGCGAUAUCAUCCCGUUCCCUGCGCGUGCGCUGGGCGCCGCCGCCUGCGCAGCACGCCCAUGCUAUGCUUGGAUAUGAUUUGCACUACGCACCGAUAUAUUCCGCGAAUGGUUGGAGCGGCAGCAGCGGGGGCGAGUGGAUGACAGCGCGCACGGGCGCGAGCGGCGAGGCCGCGCUGACCGGGCUGCGGCCCGCCGCCAACUACACGCUGUGGGUGCGCGCGCGCGCCCGCGCCGGGCUCGGCCCGCCCGCCGCGCCUGUCUACUGCGCUACUGGCGAAGAUGUGCCGGGCGCGGCGGCAGCGGUGCGCGCGCUGGCGGCGGGCGCGGACACGGUGCGCGUGGCGUGGCUGGCCCCCGCGCCGCGAGCCGGCCGCCUCACGCACUACACGCUGUACACCAGGGAACUCGGCAAAGUCGGUGGCGAAUGGUCGCAACGGGUAGAAGCCGGCGCUUCGGAUACAGACGAUGAUGAAGUAUCUCGUGACGUCGCGGGGUUGCGCGAGCGCACCGUGUAUGAAUUCUGGGUACGCGCGUCUACUUCCGCUGAAGUGGAAUCUUCAUCGGCUGGGAACUACACAUGCUCAGUGCGUAACGGCGGCGGUUCGGACGCGGUGAUAUUCUCUGUGAUAGUCCGCCGACCCCCAGCUGCGCCCGCGCCGCGUCUCCUACGCGCUGACACGACUACAUUGCAUAUCAUCUGGGACGCGCCAGAAGACGGUGGUGCUCCUAUACUCGGCUACAGCAUAUGGUGGCGUCGCGAAAGUGCGUUGGACUCGUCGCCGGCGGGGUCGCUGCAGGUGCCCGCCGGCGACACCGCUGCCACGCUGCGCCACCUCUCGUGCGGGGCUCCGUACCGGGUCACGAUGCGCGCGCAAAACGCGAUUGGUACCUCGCCGUUGUCUCCGCCGCUCCGCGCGAGAACCGAAGGGGACAAAAUGAAGCCGCCACUUGGCAAGGAGUUCAUUUGGGCGAACAGCAGCACGUUGCGGCUGAACUUGCUGACGUGGCGCGGCCGGUGCCCCGCCGGCGGCUGGAGCGCGGCGCUGCGGCCCGAGCGCGCCGCCGGCGGCUGGCAGGCGCUCGUCGCCGACGGGGAGAGCGCGGAGGCGAGUGGGCUGUCGCCGGGCACGUGGUACGAGAUCCGCGUGGCGGCGCACGGCGCGGCCGGCGACUCGCCCGCGCUCUACCGCGCGCCCACGCUCUCACACGCAGGAGAACGCAUCGGCGAGCCAUUACUGGUGCCAGUAGAGGCCCGCAGUCAGAUGUCAGAGGGGGGUGGUGCGGGCGGGGCGGCGGGGGGCGGGGCGUGGCGAGCGCCGCUCACGCCGCUCCUACUGGCCGCCGCGCUCGCCGCGCUGCUCGCCGCGCUUGCUGGCGACAUGCACGAGAUAAGUCCGUACGCGACGUUCAGCAUGACGAGCGGCGGCGGCGGCGCGGGCGCGGCGGCCGGCGCGGGCUGCGCGCUGCACCUGCGCACGUUCGGGCGCGCCGAGCCGCUCGACCUCGCCGCGCCGCCGCCCAGGCCCAACUUGCUCGCUCACUCGCAAGAGUAUGGUCAUGCCCGGGACAGUGACUCGGAAUCCAGCGGGUCUCCGUGCGCCGCGUGCGCCGCCUCUCUCUACCGCCUGCCCGCCGCCCACCUCUCUGACACACUGCCAGCAGUAGAAUCAAGCGCAGAAGAUACGUCAUACAGCGCGAGCGGACGCGGCCGCCUGCAAGCGAGCGCGCGCGGCGAGCACGAGCGGGGCGCGCGCGGCGGCCGGGCGCGGCGCCGCAGGGAGCAGGGCCGCCACGCCGCGCCGCCCGGGGGAAGCGUCAGGUACUUCUCCACGACGGCGCUGCGGUCGCGGGACCCGCUGUGA